AUGGCGAUUAAGAAGGUAUUCGAUGGCUCAAUGGACGAGGCUGUCGCUCUUGACAAUUUGGGGUAUGAGCAGGAGUUUGAACGAUCGUUCAGUUUGUUGGAUAUGGUGGGCUUCAGUUUCAGUAUUGUGACCUGCUGGACAGCCCUAAGCGGCGUCUUCAUCAUUGGUAUCCAGGCAGGUGGUCCGCCUGUCAUUAUUUUUGGCUGGAUUGGAGUCUGCUCGGUCACAAUGCUCAUUGCGCUGGCAAUGGCUGAGAUGUGUUCGCGCUGGCCAGUGGCAGGAGGCCAAUACUCGUGGGUAGCCAUGCUAGCACCGCCUCGCGUUUCCCGACAGCUGUCAUAUAUCACUGGAUGGUUUAUGCUGGCCGGACUUAUCGCCAUGGGCGCGGUCAACAAUUCCUUGGGAUCGAAUUAUAUCCUAGGCCAAGUCAACCUAGUCUUCCCGGACUUUGUGAUCGAGAGGUGGCACACCGUCCUCGUUGCCUGGGCCGUCGGGUUAUUUUCUCUCGCUAUCAAUAUACUUACACCGCAUGCUCUGCAUAGUCUGUCCCGCUACAUCUUGGUGUGGAACAUCGUCUCGUUCAUCAUUGUGAUCACCACUCUGUUAGCAACCAGCCACCAGAAGCAAGACACAUACUUUGUGUUCCAUGAGUUUCGCAAUAUGACCGGCUUUGGGGCUUCGAUGGCUACUAUUAUUGGGAUUCUACAAAGCUUCUUCGGCAUGUGUUGCUACGACGCACCAAGUCAUAUGACAGAAGAGAUGACCCACGCUAGUCGAGAUGCACCCAAGGCAAUCAUCAUGUCGGUUAUCAUGGGGGCUGUGACUGGACUACUCUUCCUCCUGACAUUGUGCUUUUGCAUGGGUGACAUCGAAGCAACAGCUAAUUCAAGCACCGGAGUACCCGUCAUCCAGAUCUUUUACGACUCAACCCAAAGCACAGCUGGGACCUGCAUUAUGGCGAGUAUGAUCACGGUCAUCAUCAUGGUUUCGUCUCUCGGUCUCGUCGCCGAAGGAUCACGAUCAGUAUAUGCCUUUUCGCGAGACCGUGGGCUUCCAUUGUCGGGCUUAUGGUCUCAAGUCGAGCCGAGGAAGAAGAUACCUAUCUACGCCAUUUUUCUCACUGUGGGAGUGCAGCUAGGUCUGAAUGCGAUAUACUUCGGUACGGAAACGGGGUUUGCAACGGUGAUUUCGAUAGCUACCACAGGUUUCUCUAAUAUGAAUCCAAUUUAG
Messenger RNA from Penicillium coprophilum, 1230 nucleotides. RefSeq names its product putative GABA permease. Gene Ontology annotation, molecular function: transmembrane transporter activity. Bases 1 to 1230 code for a protein of 409 amino acids. The transcript is spliced from 4 exons. The record is from RefSeq and is a predicted model, not a curated record. NCBI's taxonomy places the organism in Eukaryota, Fungi, Ascomycota, Eurotiomycetes, Eurotiales, Aspergillaceae. Gene Ontology annotation, biological process: amino acid transport; transmembrane transport. Gene Ontology annotation, cellular component: membrane.